AUGACCAAACAGAAAGACAGUCAAUCGGAUUUAGAAACGACAGCCCUCCAUACUUCUCGGUUUACACCUGUGCUUGAGGACAAAUUGCGGGAUGAGAGAAGCCAGAGGUGUCCAAGUCAGGAGACAACCCAAUCACGCCAGCAGAUUAACGAAGCGCGACCACUGCUUCAAGAAGAACAGCGGCCAAGAGCAGCCACCAAGGAGCAAUCGAAGCAUGAACAUUACUCCCGAGGCGCGAUCGCGGAGCCAGACACAAGCAAUGCAGCACCUAUUGGGAAUAAACUAGACGCGUUUCGGACCAGCUUUCAGGAAGCAUGUGAAAACCUGAAUCUGGCUGUAACGCUGGGCUCACUACAGUCUUUCGGUGUUGAAGACACCCAAAACCUGAUACUUGACUUGAUCGGCACCAAUGCCCGUACUCCCCGUCCAUGGCGGGUGAGAGACUGA
This is a messenger RNA of Aspergillus calidoustus, 447 nucleotides long. Lineage: Eukaryota; Fungi; Ascomycota; Eurotiomycetes; Eurotiales; Aspergillaceae. The record is from the annotation of a GenBank genome assembly.